GAGCUGGGUGUUUCCUGCCUCUUUCAGUCCGGGUUUGGAGACUCCGGCGUCCUCCGACUUUUCAUGGAAGAGAUGUCAGGAGAAAGUGUGGUGAGCUCAGCGGUGCCAGCGGCUGCUACCCGCACCACUUCCUUCAAGGGCACGAGCCCCAGCUCCAAGUACGUAAAGCUGAACGUGGGCGGAGCCCUCUAUUACACCACCAUGCAGACACUGACCAAGCAGGACACCAUGCUGAAAGCCAUGUUCAGCGGGCGCAUGGAAGUACUCACUGACAGCGAAGGCUGGAUCCUCAUCGACCGGUGUGGGAAACACUUUGGUACGAUACUCAACUACCUUCGUGACGGGGCGGUCCCCUUGCCCGAGAGCCGCCGGGAGAUCGAGGAGCUGCUGGCAGAAGCCAAGUACUACCUGGUCCAGGGCCUGGUGGAAGAAUGCCAGGCAGCCUUACAACAGAACAAAGAUACUUAUGAGCCUUUCUGCAAAGUUCCUGUCAUCACUUCGUCCAAGGAAGAGCAGAAACUUAUAGCAACGUCAAAUAAGCCAGCCGUGAAGCUGCUCUACAACAGAAGUAACAACAAAUACUCGUAUACCAGCAAUUCUGAUGACAAUAUGUUGAAAAACAUUGAGCUCUUUGAUAAGCUCUCUCUGCGCUUUAAUGGAAGGGUCCUAUUCAUAAAGGACGUCAUCGGGGAUGAAAUCUGCUGCUGGUCCUUUUACGGGCAGGGCCGCAAGAUCGCUGAGGUUUGCUGUACUUCCAUUGUCUAUGCCACGGAGAAGAAACAGACCAAGGUGGAGUUCCCAGAGGCCCGGAUUUAUGAGGAGACCCUCAAUAUUUUGUUGUACGAGGCCCAGGACGGCCGAGGACCUGACAACGCGCUCCUGGAGGCCACGGGCGGGGCGGCCGGACGUUCCCACCACCUGGAUGAGGACGAGGAGCGGGAGCGGGAGCGGAUCGAGCGCGUGCGGCGGAUCCACAUCAAGCGCCCCGACGACCGGGCGCACCUCCACCAGUGAGCGAGCGAGCGAGCCGCCUCCCUCCUCCUUCCUCCCUCCUCCCCUGCUCUUCACUCUGAUUCCUGCAGGCUCCGGGCGCCUUCCACUUCCCCCGGAGCCUGGAGAUACUUUUGUAAUAAGCCAGAUGAUGAUUUUGAUAUUUUUCGACCAGGUGACUGUCUUUCCCCGGGGGGAAAUGCACCCUUGUUCUUAAGUGGAGUCCAAGGUCUCCCCCUUCCGUGGGAAACGGGGAAUCCUUGGAGCCAGGCUUUCUUGGUUCUCGGAGAAAAGUAUGAAUGGGUGUGAAGCGGACGUGAGAGAUGUUGUCUGCAGUAUUUAUUUUUGUGGGUGUGGACUACCUAUUUGAGCUUCGGGGCGGCAUUCCCUCGGGGUUCAGUUGGACGGCUCCGAGGGGGAUCCUGCCAGUUAGUUGGUGGCCACCAGACGUUCUUGGGAGCAUCCUGUGUCGUCGUCCUCCAGCCCAGCACACUGGCUGCCGGUUCCUGUGUGCUAUAGACUGGGCGGCCAUCCGGGGUUUUGCUGGGAGCACCCGCGGCGGCAGGAUUUUUGCGCCUAUGGCUUAUUGGUAAAUGAUUGCAGUUUGUGGCGUGGAAGAUAGGACCUACGAGCUUCGUGCCUCUAACUUGUCCUGGCGUAACUCUGGGUCAGGAGCAGGCCUGUUGCCCCCUGGGCUGACGUGUGGUCCGUGCUCAUUGGGACCCCGCAUGCCUGGCCGAGGGCAGAGCCGUCCCCGGCAGGGAGUGCUGGGGUCCUGGCCCUCUCCCUGAUUCCUGCCCCUUCUGCCUGGCCUCCUUGUUGAGCAACCCCGUUGUGGGAAGGCCAUCUGGCCUGGUUACAGGUGGAGCUCACACCGCUGCUUCCUGGGAUCCAUUCCUCCUCCUCCGCCCUUCUUCUCUGUUAAGCUGGGCUGUCUCGGGUAGAAGCCCUGCCUUUUGCUUAGAAAGUGGACGUGGCCCGGACUCUUUCCCCUCCCCGAGCCUGGCAGCCAGGCAGGAAGACCACCCCCACCAACAGUCUCAGGGCACCCAUCACCUGGAGAUCCCUUUUUUGUCUUUUCCUCUGAUUUUUACAGUAUGGAGUGGCCACAGGGAGCAAGAGUUUGAGGCUGUGCACAUCCUUUGUGGUCCGGUUAAAUGUGCGUGUUCAUGUUUAAGGGACGUGUGCGACUGUGGAUGGGGACGUGUGCUUGUGGGGCGCAGGGGGCCCACGCUGGAGCCCGGCUGUCUGCACGGUUGCUUGUGCAAGACGGACGUUCUCGGUGACCUACCUCCCAGUCUCCUCUGCGCCCACGAAGGGACAUAAGUGCGUUGUGGCUGAUGUGGCUGCGACUAGAUUAGGUAGAGUAGUUAAGGGAGAUGUGAACGUGUGUGACGGAAUGGAUGGAAUUUGUCUGUUUUUCAAGGGAAAUGUUACUGUUUUAUACCAAAGGUGUUAACGUGGGCAGCCUUUGACACCAUGUAUUCCAAAAAAAAAAAAAAAAAACGAGCUUAUAUUUUGAAAUGGUUUUUACAGCUUAGGCUUUG
Messenger RNA from Prionailurus viverrinus (fishing cat), 2537 nucleotides. It is a transcript of the gene KCTD10, whose product is annotated as potassium channel tetramerization domain containing 10. NCBI's taxonomy places the organism in Eukaryota, Metazoa, Chordata, Mammalia, Carnivora, Felidae. Bases 64 to 1014 code for a protein of 316 amino acids. Gene Ontology annotation, biological process: protein ubiquitination; proteasome-mediated ubiquitin-dependent protein catabolic process; protein homooligomerization. The transcript has 7 exons. Gene Ontology annotation, molecular function: protein binding; ubiquitin-protein transferase activity. Gene Ontology annotation, cellular component: Cul3-RING ubiquitin ligase complex. The record is from RefSeq and is a predicted model, not a curated record.